This is a messenger RNA of Trichoderma virens Gv29-8, 762 nucleotides long. RefSeq lists its product as uncharacterized. The transcript has 3 exons. The record is from RefSeq and is a predicted model, not a curated record. The coding region runs from base 1 to 762 and encodes 253 amino acids. Lineage: Eukaryota; Fungi; Ascomycota; Sordariomycetes; Hypocreales; Hypocreaceae.
AUGGAGACCACAAAUUCCCCCAUCAAGAAUCUUCCCAACGAGAUAUCCACGCCGUAUCUGGCUUGUCGAUAUCUCGGCACGGCAUCAUGCGACGGGCCUUCGAUCAAUGAGCAGAACCCAAGCUUUGUACAUUUACGCAAGAUGUAUUCAUGCUUCCGACCAGUGAUAAUGGAAGAGAACAGACGCAGAAGGUUCCGCUAUGGGUGGUCUGUACAAACCUUGGCUGGCAGCACGCAGCUCCAGAUAACAGCCGAGGAUAUUAUUGAUGAGACGGCACAUCAAGAAGUAUACCUGGAUGAAGGGGAGCGCUUCUCUCAGCUUUGCACGGUGACAAAUGUCGUUACCCAUGGCUCUCGGCCAGGCCUUUUUACCCGGCAUGUCAAUAUCAGCGAAGGCGUCAUUCGUGUGUUUAGAGACUGGCUAGCCAGCAUGCUGUCCAGGCAAUCAACUCUUCAGUCUGAGGCUUCCUCAUCACCACAUUCUUCUACGACAGGAGCCACAAUCGCAGGCUCCACCACAUUUUCAUCAGACGAUAACCGCAUCUUGUGGGUAGAUAGAACAAAGGACAUUGGCUUGCGUUUCAAGGUGACUCCCGGGCAAGAGACAAGGGGGACCAUCUUUGAAGAUGAGCCUCCCGUGUUUUACAAUCUAAUUUAUGAAGAGCUGAUUAUACGCACCAGCACACUGUUGUUGGCUGUUGAAGAAGCCGCUGUCAAGCAUGUGUCACACUCAGGAAAAGACAUCAUUAUCGCGAGUAUCUGA